AUGCUUCUCAAGUCCCUGCCACUUCUCCUCCUGAGUGCUACAGGCACUCAAGCACUAUGGCUUGCAUAUGCUCAAGAAUCCUAUUGGACUGCUACUCCCGGCGGAGGCCAAUAUGAAUCUCCUUUUUGCCAAGUCGGUAGAGGAGAAAACGCCCAAGAUGCUAUGAGCAAUGCCCAGAAAACAGCUGGCGGCGCAGUCGCUUUCGCGGAUAUUGUAAAGUGCUCCGAAAUGCCUUAUAAACAUACUUCUCAGUUAGGAGGCUUCUGGAAUGACUACGGGACAAUCAACUAUAUUGAUGAUAACUGGCACUGGUAUUGCAACGCUGGCAACAGUAUUACAUCUGGCUCUUGUGAUGCCGGUGGUGGUGCCCCUAGAAAGAGAUCUGUUGAGAGCAACGCGGUAGAGUUCUCGGCUUAA
Trichoderma gamsii is the source of this 417-nucleotide messenger RNA. RefSeq lists its product as hypothetical. The record is from RefSeq and is a predicted model, not a curated record. The transcript has a single exon. Lineage: Eukaryota; Fungi; Ascomycota; Sordariomycetes; Hypocreales; Hypocreaceae. Bases 1 to 417 code for a protein of 138 amino acids.